AUGGAAGCCACUUCAGCACGAAUGGCUUCGCGGGGCCAGUAUCAGUUCGACGGCUUCUCUCCUCCCCAGUCAACCCUGCAGCGCUUCAUAUACAAUGCCUGUGACCCAGUUGCAAACCUCGAACCUAAUCUGGCCCUGAACCUAGAAAUCGUCGACCUGGUCAACUCCAAGAAAGGCAACGCUCCUCGCGAGGCUGCCGUCACAAUCGUUCAACUUAUCAACCACCGCAAUCCUAAUGUCUCGCUGUUGGCGCUCUCCUUAUUGGACAUUUGUGUCAAGAACUGCGGAUAUCCCUUUCAUUUACAGAUCAGUACCAAAGAAUUCCUGAAUGAGCUUGUACGGCGUUUCCCUGAACGGCCUCCGGUGCGCCCGAGCCGAGUUCAAAGUAAGAUUCUAGAAGCCAUCGAAGAAUGGCGGCAGACAAUAUGUCAGACUUCGAGGUACAAGGAGGAUCUGGGGUUUAUACGAGACAUGCACAGGCUGUUGUUGUACAAAGGCUACAUGUUCCCUGAGAUUCGCCGGGAGGAUGCCGCAGUCUUAAAUCCCAGUGAUAACCUCCGGUCUGCAGAGGAAAUGGAAGAAGAGGAUCGAGCAGCUCAAUCUGCAAAGCUACAGGAAUUGAUCCGCAGAGGGAGACCUCAAGAUCUGCAAGAAGCGAACCGUUUGAUGAAAGUUAUGGCAGGCUAUGACACGCGGAACAAGACAAACUAUCGAGCAAAAGCGGCUGAGGAGGUUGCCAAAGUACAACAAAAGGCCAGGAUCCUGGAAGAGAUGCUGCAGAACCACAAGCAAGGUGACAAGAUUGGUGAUGGAGAUGUGUUCGAAGAACUUGCCGCAGCCCUUCAAAGUGCGCAUCCAAAAAUCCAGAAAAUGUGUGAAGAGGAAUCCGACGACGCUGAAGCUGUGGCCAAGCUUCUCGAGAUCAACGAUAGCAUUCACCGGACCAUAGAACGAUACAAGUUGAUGAAAGCUGGCGAUGUUGAAGCGGCCAACAAGAUUGCCAGAGGCACACUGGGUACCACCACUGGUGUUGGCAAGAACGCAGCAAACGAACUGUCUCUGAUUGAUUUUGACCCGGAACCCACAGCAACUGUAACAGCGCCAGAUACCGAUACGAACGGCUCUCUUUCCCUCCUGGAUGCUGGGGCACCGCCAUCAACGACUGCACCAUCAAAACCUCACACGGUCGAGGACGAUUUGCUCGGCCUUUCCAUAGGAGACAGCAGUGCUGGGCUGGGGACCCUGGGCGCCAUCUCUCUAGGUCAAAACACAACAUCGGGGACCCCUUCGGGGUUGAUCUUCUCAAACACCCCCAGUCCCUCAAUAAACCAGCAAGCCAUCCCUCAGCCAGCAUCUCGACCCAACUAUGAUGCAUUUGCAUCCCUCACGAGCGCACUGCCGUCGUCUAAGCCAGCAACGCCUGUGCCAGCAGUGCAGCAACAACGGCCAGUCAGUCAAGCCCACAUCGACCCAUUCGCAUCGUUGGUCUCUUCUAGUUCGAGACCAGCGACACCGGGUUGGCAAGCGAAUUUGCCUCAGCCAACAAUGCAACAAGUCCCAGCCAACACGACGGCCUCCACAGGCGUUGCCGACGACGAAUGGACUUUCGAGUCAGCCUUACCAGUCAGUACAAUUGUGAAAGUACUGUCAUCAGAUGUUGAAAUCGAAUUUGAACCUCGAAGACUUGCUGGUGCCUCGGGCAUUCAGAUAACGGCAAGGUUUUCCAAUUCAACUGCUCAACGUAUCACCGGCCUGCACUUCCAGGUCGCAGUAGAAAAGAGCUAUUCGCUGCAAUUGAAACCACAAAGCGGACGUGAAAUGGCACCCAGAGCACGAAACGCAAUUCAGCAAGAGAUUUUGCUCAAUGGAGUACCGGCGGGAAAGGGAAAUGUGGUGAAGAUGAGAUUUAAGGUGUCGUAUGAAGUCAACGGGCAGGCUCAAGAACAGCAAGGGAAUGUCCCGUCAUUGGGUAUUAGCUAG
Messenger RNA from Exophiala spinifera, 1980 nucleotides. RefSeq lists its product as uncharacterized. Gene Ontology annotation, biological process: Golgi to endosome transport; Golgi to vacuole transport; protein transport to vacuole involved in ubiquitin-dependent protein catabolic process via the multivesicular body sorting pathway. Gene Ontology annotation, cellular component: trans-Golgi network. The transcript has 3 exons. Lineage: Eukaryota; Fungi; Ascomycota; Eurotiomycetes; Chaetothyriales; Herpotrichiellaceae. The record is from RefSeq and is a predicted model, not a curated record. Gene Ontology annotation, molecular function: phosphatidylinositol binding; ubiquitin binding. The coding region runs from base 1 to 1980 and encodes 659 amino acids.